AUGGCGAAAUCUUCCAAAGUGCUGCUAUAUGUAGCACUUUUAUACAUUUUAUGCAAUAAGGUGGUAGUUAAUGGCGAUCACAUAAAGCAACUAUCAUACGUAGACUGUCUCAAUGGCUGUUCCUGUAAUCAUACAGAUGCUGUAUGCUCUAAUUUCGAAGAGGCUUUAGCUUCUGUAGCACUCCAAAAACGAACAGUCACUUUAUUACAAAAAUUGCCUUGUCGAGAUCGUAGCUUAAGAGAACUCAUCCAGCUCUCAAACAAGAGAGAUGUUACGGUAGUUUUUAGAUGCUACGGAUCGAAAGAGUACAUGAAUCCAAAACGUAAGAAUGGAAUGGAACUGAAAUCUAAUAUUGAAACAGCAAGAAGAGUUAUGAGAGUAGAAAGAAAUUCCAGAUCACAAAAUAGCAAUUAUACAAUUAGCUUGAUAAAUGGACAAAAUUCUAGUGAAGGUACUGUUAUCAUUGAAAAUCGAAUAAAUGGCCAGCGUGGAGCAGUUUGUGGCACUGCAUGGCAUGCCAGUGAUGCCUCAGUCGUCUGUCGACAACUUGGUUUCCUUAGUUAUAGGUCCAAAGCAAGUAGUUACCUAGAUAUUUCCAGCUUAAUUAAAUCUGUUUUACUAAUUGGAUUGAAUUUGGCAUUUAUUCCAGCUGUAGCUAAACCAGGAAAUUUAAGUAUUAUUGCAAGAGCAUUGUUAUGCUUGGGAAAAGAGCAAGUUAUAGAUAGCUGUAAAAUAGUAUCUUGGAAUGAACCAUUUAGUUCUAAUAAUCUUUGUAAUCAAGCAAGGACUGUAGCAACAGUGAACUGCGUAUCGGAAGAUAAUAACCCAAAUCGUAAGAUUAUGGAAUCGGUUCCAGGUAAUUCCCCAGAAAGUUGCACCUUCAAAUAUGGAUUCUGCAAUUGGCAACGGAGUGGAAAUUAUCUAAUGCAAUGGAAUAAUUAUAAUGAAUCUUGGGAUGUAUAUACCUCAGAAGAUUUCAAACCUCGAGAUCCAUUUCAAGUUGUGUUCAUAGCCACGGCAAGCAAUCGUAGGCAAAUUGAUAUUAGUUUGAGCUUGGAUCAAGUUUUUAUUAAUAAUGCAGAACCGAAUAUAGGGCUCACUCAAGCGUCUCAAUUAGCAGUGAUCCUUUCUGUUACCAUAAUUGCCAGUCUCAGCCUUAUAUUUGGUAUAGCUUAUUAUUGCCAUUAUCACAAUAGGGAGGGUUGUAAAACAUGUUGCGAAAUUUGGUUAAACUCAGGCACCAAUCCAGCAGUAACUGGGACAUCAACAACUAGUAAACUGAGUUUGGGCUCUGGAACAUCUGCCGAUGUACUUCGAAGGGCAAUACGUGACCACCCUUACAUACUUAAUGAAAUUAAUACUCAUUAUCCAGGCAAUUCAAGGGCACUUGAAACGGGAUGUGACGAAGGCUGUUAG
Messenger RNA from Trichoplax adhaerens, 1416 nucleotides. RefSeq lists its product as uncharacterized. Lineage: Eukaryota; Metazoa; Placozoa; Uniplacotomia; Trichoplacea; Trichoplacidae. The transcript is spliced from 8 exons. The coding region runs from base 1 to 1416 and encodes 471 amino acids. The record is from RefSeq and is a predicted model, not a curated record. Gene Ontology annotation, cellular component: membrane.